Balaenoptera acutorostrata (minke whale) is the source of this 1339-nucleotide messenger RNA. RefSeq names its product nicotinamide riboside kinase 1 (gene NMRK1). The transcript is spliced from 9 exons. The record is from RefSeq and is a predicted model, not a curated record. The coding region runs from base 163 to 762 and encodes 199 amino acids. Gene Ontology annotation, cellular component: cytoplasm. NCBI's taxonomy places the organism in Eukaryota, Metazoa, Chordata, Mammalia, Artiodactyla, Balaenopteridae.
CUCACCCGGGAGGGGCACGGGGGAAGGGGCCGUGGGCCUCUCGGUUAACGAGCUUCGGGGGUUGCGGCGGGUUAGUGACAGGCGCGCUUGGCAAUCGCCUGUGCCGCUUUGCUUGGGAGCACUCGAACUGGCGCCCGGAAGACGUGAUUUUCAAAGCUAAUUAUGAAAACAUUUGUCAUUGGAAUCGGUGGUGUGACAAAUGGUGGGAAGACAACAUUGGCUAAAAAUUUGCAGAAACGCCUUCCAAACUGCAGUAUCAUAUCUCAGGAUAAUUUCUUUAAGCCAGAGUCUGAGAUAGAGACAGAUGAAAAUGGAUUUCUUCAGUAUGAUGUGCUUGAAGCACUUAACAUGGAGGAAAUGAUGUCCGCCAUCUCCUGCUGGAUGGAAAGCGCAGCACACCCCCUGGCAUCAACAGACAGGGGAAACACUGCGGAAAUUCCCAUCUUAAUUAUCGAAGGUUUCCUUCUCUAUAAUUAUAAGCCCCUUGACACUAUAUGGAAUAGAAGCUAUUUUCUGACCAUUCCGUAUGAAGAAUGUAAGAGGAGGAGGAGUACAAGGAUCUACGAGCCUCCAGACACCCCAGGGUAUUUUGAGGGCCACGUGUGGCCCAUGUAUCUAAAGCACAGAAAAGAAAUGGAGAACAUCUCAUGGGAAAUCGUUUACCUAGAUGGAACAAAAUCUGAAGAGGACCUCUUUUCACAAGUGUAUGAAGACCUAAUACAAGAACUAGCAAAGCAAAAGUGUCUGCAAGUGACAGCGUAAAGUUGGAAUGCACUGAAUCCUUCCUGGAGUGAAUUAGGAAAUUCAAAGGAAUCUAUGCAAGAACCUUAACCAAGAUACAAUGUGUACUUCGGUACGAUGACAGCCUGUUGUUUUGUUUGUUUGUUUCUCUGUUUGUUCUAUCACACAUGAUUUCCUUAACACAUGGAAAAGUAAGUAGUUAUCCAUGACUAUGGACAGGAAUUUACCUUAACUUUGUUCUCACUCCAGGAAUUACAAGAUACAGCAUAGUUCACAAAGAGUGAGUCAGUUUCUCUAGACCAGGGAUUGUCAAACUCUUCUGUAUGGGACCCAGAGUAAGGAAUAAGAUAUAGAUCACAAUCCAGUAUAUAUGUAAUCUAUUGAUGUGUGUGUUUGUGUGUAUGUGUCUAUAUGUGUUGCAUGUAUCAUAUCAAGAAUCAUAAAAUAUUUACCUCACAUACAAUGUACUCUUGAUAUUUUUCUAUUUUUAAUUUUUUAAAAAUAUUGGUUACCAUCCCAUACCAACGCCCACCUCCUGCAAAUAAUGGGAUUACCAGGAGUAGUCAUAUUGGUAAUCAUAUUGAAUAAAUCAACAAUU